AGGUCAUAAGUCAUAACCUUAACGUACUUUUAUUUCGUAGUUUGAAAGUCCCUCGCAACAAAAAGAAGUAGCGUUAGCCCACACAUCUCACAACCGAACCCCCCCAAAAGCCCAAACCACCAACUAGCCGCCGCCACCACCAACACCGCCGCCAACUCAACACCAACCCAACCAUAACAACUGUUUGCUUCUCCUAGUCCAAACAGAAAUAGCAAAGCGAAGAAGAUGUACAGGGACGUGUCUAGUUGCAACACUUACAACUAUGGAGACGCCUUGUACUGGGACGCGCGAUACGUCCAGGAAGCUGAGAGCUUCGAUUGGUACCAGCAUUACUCUUCUCUUCGGCCCUUUGUUCGUCGUUAUAUCCCUACUUCCUCUCGUGUCCUCAUGGUUGGCUGUGGCAAUGCCCGUAUGUCAGAGGACAUGGUUGAGGAUGGAUACGAAAACAUAACGAACAUUGAUAUUUCGUCAGUGGCCAUUGACAUUAUGAGAAGAAAAUACGAGCAUGUCCAUCAGCUCAAUUACAUGGAAAUGGAUGCUAGAGAUAUGAGCUUCUUCCCAGACAAAUCUUUUGAUGCUGUUGUGGACAAGGGGACUCUCGAUUCGUUGAUGUGUGGCAGUGAUGCUCCUAUUAGCAGUGUCAGAAUGCUGGGGGAAGUAAGCAGGCUUCUUAAACCUGGAGGGAUUUAUAUGUUGAUAACCUAUGGUGAUCCCAAAGUAAGGAUGCCUCAUUUGACCCAGUCCAUUUACAAUUGGAAAAUCAUAUUGUACAUAAUACGAACAAUGGAAGUUUCAUGCAAGGCAUAUGCAAGUGGUAGCAUUCUUUCUGAUGUUACCAAUGAUAUUAGCUGCGUAUGGAGCACUAAAACUGAGAGCAAGUCAGCUCAAGGCUCAAUUGCAGCCAGCUAUGCCUUGCGAUCUCCUCCAAACUGAUAAUAUAAAUUUUCGGUUGGUCUAACCAUUUGUGGUUUCUUAACCUGUAUUAUUCCUGUGAUGCUAACAGGAAAAUCAACCAGUAUGCAAGUGUAGGUGCCUGUUCAUUGCGUUCCAUGGUGUAAUGAACGAAGUGAAUAGGAACUGUCUUUUGAAAUGGAAGAAGCAUUUUCCUUCUUGUUUGGGCUUUUUUCUAUUUUAUAACUUAAAAUGUUUAAUCUUUUUGAAGCAAUGCAUCAUAGUGUAAAAUCCAUACUGCAAUGACACUUGUGAUCCCCAUUCAAGUGCCAUAUGUGCACGAGGAAUGUGUUAGCAUUUUCUAUUUAUGAUCAUGUUUUAUCUA
Messenger RNA from Populus nigra (black poplar), 1276 nucleotides. RefSeq lists its product as uncharacterized. NCBI's taxonomy places the organism in Eukaryota, Viridiplantae, Streptophyta, Magnoliopsida, Malpighiales, Salicaceae. The record is from RefSeq and is a predicted model, not a curated record. Gene Ontology annotation, molecular function: S-adenosylmethionine-dependent methyltransferase activity. The transcript is spliced from 8 exons. Bases 226 to 933 code for a protein of 235 amino acids.